Messenger RNA from Pipistrellus kuhlii (Kuhl's pipistrelle), 1172 nucleotides. RefSeq names its product sperm tail PG-rich repeat containing 2 (gene STPG2). The record is from RefSeq and is a predicted model, not a curated record. The transcript is spliced from 8 exons. NCBI's taxonomy places the organism in Eukaryota, Metazoa, Chordata, Mammalia, Chiroptera, Vespertilionidae. The coding region runs from base 87 to 1172 and encodes 361 amino acids.
CCCGCUCCUCAGGCUGGGAGGCCUUCGCUCCGCUCCACACCUCCUCAGCCGCCCCGUUCCUACCCCCUUCCAGCCGCCCCGCCGCUAUGUAUGAGCGGGCUCCCCGCGUGCUCAGGUUCGCGGACGGCGGCAGCACCGAGGACCAUGUGGGGCCCGGCUCCUACCAGGUGCCGUUCCCGAGGCAGCAGGCCACAGGUGGAUAUGCACCAUUCCUUUCUUUGGUUGCGAGAAACACUGUUGCCCUUAACACUGAGGAAGCUAUUCCAGGUCCAGCACACUAUAAUGUUUCUGAAAAUCAGAAAAUUUCAAAGUUACCUUCAGUUUUCAGAAUGAUUGUUCCUUCAAUUCCUUCUUAUGGACCGUCAUAUGGUUAUCAUCUUAAUGAGGAUGGCAGUAUUAAAAAACAUCUUCCACCUGCUAGUGAUAUCACACUAGGUCCAGCAUACUAUAAACCUCAAUUUGGUUUUUCCAAUGCAACUUUAAAAUACAAAGGAAUAGAUUUUGGCAAAUCUUUGGGAAGACUAAAGUUACCUGUAAAGUCAGGGCCUGGUCCUGGAGAGUAUGAUAUAGUUCAGAAAAAGACAUAUUAUGAAAAUAUUAACAUCAAGAAAGAUCAACCAAAAAAUUAUUUAUUACAUCUCCCACGACUUUAUGAAGUAAUAAUAAUUCAGGAGGCAAAAAGGAGAUUUGUACCCAUGAAAUCAACUACCUCUGCUCCUGGCACAUAUAAUGAAAUUCAAACUACUUUCAAGCCCUUGAAAAAAAUAUCAUAUUCGAAAAAAAUCCCAUUUGGUCAAAGUGCUACUCGAUUUCCACAGGACUCCAACACAGAGGAAAUACCAGGUCCUGGGUCUUAUAAUAUUCUAAAUGAUACUGUCAUUGACAACUCUAGCAAAACAUGCUUAAAGAAACAGAGCAAAAGUGCAUUUGGGUCUUCUGCUCCUCGAACAUUCUUCUGGGAUCAGAAAAAAGCUUUUACUACUCCUGGACCUGCUGCUUAUCAGGAUAUUUCAUCACUAGGCAGCUGUAAUAUUAAAAAGUCAUAUGUGAUGUCCCAAGUUCAACAUAGAUAUAUGCUACCUUAUGGUUUUGUGCAUAAAAUAAAAUAUACCUCCUUUCAUAACACAACUCCUGAGGACCUGGACAAAAUAACUGAUGGACCAGACAAGUAA